GUUUUCUUUUUUCAAGUGUCGAAACAUAUUUCUCGCAAAUUUUCCUUACCUUUACCUUCCUUGAUUUGUCUAAAACGACUCACUAGUACUAUCAGAAGCUUAAGAACUACUUAGGGAAGGAAUGAGGGAUAAAUUUUCGCCGAUGUAAUUUACCCAUGAUCACUAGACGCCGCCGAACACGAUCGAGCGGUGAAGACAACGAUCAAACUCGAGUGGAAUUUUCAAGCGAAAACAACUUCAGUUCGAUAACUGUGGAUAUGACAACAUGUAGAGACAGAACCUCGGAGUUUAUCUCCGCCGUAAAAUCACUUCAAUCAAGACAGGUAAAGUCUUUAUAUUUGCCGGUAUUUGGAAAAGUCUCUGGGAAGUACUCGACUGAUAAGCCGGAUGUUGGUAGUCCCUUCAAAAUCCUUAAACUGGUCCGUAAAAUCAUUUUGUAAGAGCCAUGAAUUCUUCAGGAAUAAGGUAUUAUCAUUUAGUUAAACGUUCAGCGAUUGGGAGUUUUAAGGGGAACGAGUUGUCUUGUCAGUCGGCCAUGGCUUAAUUUCAAGUAAUUUCAGUUCUACUUUUACUCAGAGGUGAUUACCACUUACAGCUUUAAUACAGUUUUAGCCUACAGUAGUUGGUUAUUGAAAAAAGAAAGCAAUCUAAAUAUUAUACAAUGUAAACAUCUUGUAGGGCGAGGCCAACGAUACACGUGUUGAAUUGUAAUUUAAAACAUUGCAUUCACUUCCAAUUUAAAAUUGCAAUUUAAAACACUGCAUUCACUUCCCAGAGCAAACGUACUUAUAAAAUUCUCAGCUCCAUCUUGGGUUAUGUCAAAAGCAUGCCUGUGGCCUAUUUGCCCACAGGAGUUUUGAUCAUCCUCACUCAUGCUCUGCAGCAUGCUCUAAGGCCAGUGGCUCAAUGAUAAGAAAACUCAACCCUAACCUUUCAGAUCUGAUUGUUAAUUCUCCCCUCUAGCUGCUACACAUUUCCUUGAAAAUUAAUGACAAGAAUUUGCUGUUAAAUCAAGAUUCUCAUUACCAGUUUGCUGGAUAGUGAAUGGAUAUUAUAAGGAGAAGUCACAUGUUGAUCACUUUUGGGAGUUAAAGGGUUAACUGUAUGGCCUUGAGGCACACUGCCUGGAGCAAUAAAAGCUGUUACAAUAUCAUUUCUUUGACCAAAAAAUGUUGUCAGGCCUACAUCAAAUCAAAUUUUUUGGUUUGGUUCAUACAUGUAUAUACAGCUAUUUCAAUAUACGUUGUCGGAUCAAAGCCUCAAGCCUACAAGACAAGACAAGGAACCGCUUUUAAGCAAUAGGAGUCAUAUCUGUUCUUGUUGCUCUUUGUUAAGAUGCGCAAGGCAAUACUAAUUGUAUUUUCAGCCUCCAUGUCCAUCUCGCGCCAACAACCCCGAAAGCCUAAAAUUAAUUCUAAUCUACCCAUACUGCCUUUCAGUCUUGUCCCGUACCCUUGAAGCUUUGAUCCGACAACGUAAAUUGAAAUAGCUGUAUAUAUAUACUUGUGAAACUCCAAUAAAAGUGCAUGGUCAAGUGCAUUACCUUGCUAAGCUAGAAAAAAUUUUCUUCAUACAGUUUAUCAAGCAGUGCUGUCAUUAAUAUGUGACUAACUUUUUUGCAGGGAAAUAAUUUUGCUGGAAACAGGCAUGACCACCAACGCCAAGGUGGACUCCAGAAAAGUCAAUUUUUUGUCAUUGCCAAGUAAGAAAAUAUUGUGGUUGUGCUAUUGUUCAUGGAGUUUCUUUUCUUUGGGUCAUUCUGGAUGCCAUCAAAUGUGGGAAUAAAUGUAAACAAUACAAAAACUACAAUAUUUAUCUUUCUAUUUUUGCAUUCCCGUAAUUUUGAAAAAGUCCAUGCACGGCUGUAUGCAGGGCAUGAAGUUGAUUUUUUUUUCUGAUAGCCACUUGGCUCCUGAAUUCUUCAAAGUGGUAGCCAAUUCAAAAAAAGUUGGUCGCCAUUUUCAAAGACAAUUCAAAACCUUUUUUUACACUGUCAUCGUUCUAGACAUUAAGUUAGGGAAAAUAUCGUUAACAUGCUAGAAAGUGGACACUAGAAUGGAUGAUAUGCAGCAUUCAAGCUCACCUAAAUCCAAGAUGGCGUCUAGUUAUUGAUUGAGAUGCAUGUGCUUUGUUUUGGAAACAAACUUGACAAGGAAGUUUGCCACAGAUUUAUCUUUGCAAAUCUUUUUAAUUCACUAUAUUUCUAGGUAAGGUUGUGAUGAAACAUUCUAGUCACCAAUUUGGCGACUAAUUUUCAGGAUUUGGUUGUCAAAGUGAAAAAUUUAGUCACAUUGGCACCUGUAUUAGGUGCAGUUUCAUGCCCUGGUAUGGGAAUUCCUGUUUGAUUGAUAUCAGACUUAAUAUUUUUGUACAAUACAUGUAGAGAAAGGGGAGGGAAGGGGGACGUUUAAUUGAGAGGGGAGGGCACUUACCAGACUGUGGACACUUACUCAAGUAAGUAGAGUAAAUGUGAUUGGUGUACUGCUGUGAUAAAAAAGAAAAAAAAGACGAAAAAUGAAAAAAAUGCAACUGUGCAUGUAGAGUGGGAAUGAAAUGAAGAGUGGACUUUUCCAGAAUGUGCAGUGGGUAGAAAUUCAUUGCUGUUGCCAUGUCUGUUUUAUUCCUGGUGUGUUGCAUGUGAAAGCUAGCUCUGUGUCCUUUUUAUACUAUCCCUCAAUGCUUACCAGAUCCCUUGAAACCAUAUGAUUUAAUUUACACUACCAAGUGAACACUUGUAGGGUGAAGUAAGUGGAGCCCAGGGUUUUGAAAUUCCAAAGAGUAACCUACAUGCAAUCCUUCAAAAAUUGUUGUCAUGUAUGCUAAAAAUUUUACUACAGAUGCCACUAUGUCACUAAAAAAAUCUCUCUAACCCGGUGGUAGAUACUAAUGAUAUCCCAGAAUUCUAUUCAAAAAGUAAGUAGCUUUGGGCAAACAGUUGAUGCGUAGUAAUUCAUUAGUAAGGGCAGUGUUUGUUUGAGUAUCUAGAAACCCAAAAUCUAAGUUAUCCCAGUAACCAAUCAGAACAAAGGGUAACAUUAUGAUUAGCCAAUGAGAACUCAAAUUUGAAACAAGCAAACUGCUUGAAGUGCUGGAAAAUGCAAAUGACCAAGGUGUAAUUGUAUUUAGUGUUUUAUCUGAUUGGUGUAGAGAAUGGCUAAAACCACAGCAAUCUCAAAUUGCACCCUCUGCCUUUUUGAUAUACUCAAUGGAAAAAUGGUUUGAAAAGAAACUCAGUGAGUCGACAAUGUGAACUGAGGACUGAGAAGAGGAGAGGCUCUCUAACAUUUGAGUUAAAUACUUAUUGCUGUUUAUGCAUAGCUAGGUUGCUGAGCUUUAUUAUUUUCCAGGUAAUUUAGUGUUAACAACUGGGUUGAAAACAUAAAUUAGCCUCGGUAAAGGGUAAAAAAAGCUGACGUUUCGAGUGUUAGCCCUUCAUCAGAGCGAUGGUAUCCUUCAAAAAUUGUUGUCAUGUAUGCUAAAAAUUUUUAUGAAGGGCUAACGCUCGAAACAUCAGCUUUUUUUACCCUUUACGGUGGCUAAUUUAUGUUUUCAACCCAGUUGUUAGCACUAAAUUACCUGCUAUACCCUCCCACCGACGCAGCACCACAGUUUCUUUAGAAACUUAUCCCUUUAUUUAUUAUUUUCCAUUACAUUUACAUUCCCUUCUCAUAUUUAGGCACAUUGGAAAGGAUAUCAGCAAUACUUUUGCUAAACUGGAAAAGCUUGCCAUCUGUAAGUUUAAAGGAAUUUUUUUUGCCAUUUCUAUUUUAAUUUAUUUCAGUCUAAUGACAUACAGAACAUGCAUGUACAUUGUACUUAAUACUUAAAAAUUGUGAAAACUGUUAGAAUUCUGAUAUAAUUAUUAGAAUGUUGUAAGUUAUGCCAACACCAAAUGAAUAAAUACAUGUACUGACCUUACAGUGUGGUGACCUGAACUGUUAUUCAGUAAUGAAUAAGGUAUAAUGCAUCUUAAUUAUACAGCUGUAGCAGAGUGCAAAGAGCUUUGGUUUGUAACUAACAUCUACUAGCCUGAAAGUCAUUUUUACUAGCCCAGAAAAUUUUUAGACAUGCAUUUUAGACAUUAAUUUUUAGAAUUUAAAAAUACAUUUUUCAAGGAAAAAACGGCAUUGAAACUGUGAAACCAAAGCUCUCAAUGGACACACUAAAUGACAAUGCUCACAACAAGAAAAGCUGCUAGUGAAAGCACUUCAUUCUCCAAUUUGCUGCCAAAAAAAAAUUUUUAGCCAAAGUAUUUCUUAGUAGCUAACGGGGGAGAUUUUAAAUUUUAUAUUAUUAAAGGGAAUAAAAAUUUGAUAGCUUUCAUCAGUUUGCUUCUCAUUCAAAAGUAGUGCAUUCAGAAAAUCAUUUUCUGAAGAAGGUUUGUUUGGGAGACAGUUUUCCAAGUCAGGUUUCAAGUUCAUGCAAAAGUGGAAAGUGCAAGUGCCGAGUCACACAUCACUGAACAAAUUAUGCAAACAAAAAUUAUGGGAAUUUAUGGUUCAUCUCAAUACAAGUAAGCAAAGAUUUUAGGUUUCAAAAGAACAAAAAUGUUUGUUUCAUUUCUGGCAACUUUUCCUCUGAAAGAUUUUCCUGAAAAGUGAAAACAUUACAAUGUGGUCUAGAUAUUUUAAUCAACAAACACCUACGUUUAGAAUUUACCAUAUUAACCCUUUAACUCUCAGAUCAAAUUUGUAAUUCUUCCUACUGUCAACCAUACAAUUCUUGUAAUGUUAACUCAGAGAAUUUAGUAUUUGAUCAACUAAUUAUCCCCAAGUUGAUAUUUGUCUUUAUUCUUAUCACUUAUCUGGUUGAUAUUGUAUGGAUAUUGUAGGGAAAAAUUCUGUCCUGGUCACUCAUGGGAGUUAAAGGGUUAAAAAGCAUUUUACCAAUUUCUAAAACCAUAAUAAAUUUCUCACUGGAGUUCAGGAUCAAAACCUUUUGUUUAUGUUCCUCACAAAUGAUUAUGAAGCAAAAUGUAGAAAAAAUUUAAUAGGUUUAUCUGACCUAGUAUGAAUUAGUCAUGGGCAACAUUUACCUCCAAAGUUUUUUUCAAUACCUGCUUUUACUUUAUGCGCAAAAUCUCAGUAUGUCUUGUCUGACAUGUAAUGCGAUACCUAGUCUUGUUUAUGCAGAUUUCACUUCAUCCGAGUGGUUUUUCGGUCUGCAUGAAUUUAUUAGGAAUUGAAAACAUUUGUCUUGCAGUACUUCUGUAAUUGUAAUUCUCCCAAAAUCUUCACUUGCCCUUUGGGCAAGUAAAGCACAGAAUUCACUAGUCUGAUGACAAAAUCCACUAGCCCUGAGCUAUCGGACAUGACCUUUUUUUUCAUAGAGAAAACCUGAUAAUGUGCCUUGCAUAACUUAUAAGUGAACAAUUUUUUUGUGAUAGUAGUGUUCAUGAACAUAAUAUUGUUUUUCAUGUACAUGUGGCAACAUGAUGAGUUUGUAUGAUCAACACAUAGACACUGCCAUUAGUUUAGUUACAGGGAGUGUAGUAGUCUGUACUAUUAGAUAUUGUGUACUUGUAUACUAUAAUUAUAAUAAACAAGGGACAGCAUUAAAGGUGCACUGCAAGGUAGAGUGUAAAUGUCCACGGACACUGAGGUGAGUUAUGAAUUGUGGUUGAGUAAUUUACAAUAAGCUUAUUAAUUUUUAUACAUGGUUUUUGAGUGUUUUAUAUUUGUUAUCUAUUGGAGGACAAGGCCAGUGUUGAUGUCACCAGCAACAACAUUUUGCUUCUUUUUUAUAUUAAAACAAAUAGAUUUAAUGUUGUUGCACAUCUGUUCAUUAGAAUAUGUAGACUGUUGGAGACAUCACAAUGUGGCAAAAACAUCGAGUACAAACUUGCCUGCAGCUUGCAUGCCACCUAGAGCUGUAUACAUCUGUAGUCACAGAUGACUUUAAAUUGUACCACAUUUUGAUGACGUCUGUGAUUUAUAUAUCAAUGUAUUAUGGAACAGAUACAUGAGAAAAUUAAAUUUAUUAGUUACACUUACCCAUGCAAGGUAAUAGUGUGUAUUUGAUGCAUUUUCCUUCUCUUUUCUAUGCUAGUGGCCAAGAAGAAAUCAUUGUUUGAUGACAGACCCAUGGAAAUCCAGGAACUGACCUACAUAAUAAAACAGGAUAUUACUGGUUUAAACCAGCAGAUUGCCCAAUUACAAGAGGUUAUUUCACAUUACAUUAACUAAUUUUGCAUGUCUAAUCUAUGUUCAACACCUGCACUUACCUCAUUGUUAUGUGUGGUACUGCAAAUUCUGUGGGAAAGAGUGUGCAGUCAUGUUGUUGUUGUGCUUUGUCAAAUCGUUCCAUGAUACAUUUAUAGUCCAAGUGUUCAACAUUGUUAACAGAUAUUACUCUACUUAUAGCUGGGUUAAUGUAUAGAUGUAGAUGUAGAUGUAGAUGUAGAUGUACAGUCAUGUAGACAUAUACAUGUAGAUUGCUGCAUGAUAGGGAACAAGAUAAGAUAAAUAAUAUAUAUUUUCCCUGAAAAACUAUACCAGAUGCAGAUUUCACUUAUAGUGGUUACUAGUACUGAUUUUGUAUUUAAAAAAAAUUAACAUUCCUAUUAACACAACAACAUCAGGGGUGCAGCUUAUCUGUGUGUACAUCUGGAAAACAUGCUGCUAAUUUGCUUUGAUUAAUGCUAUUUGUCGAAAAUGUGUAAGUCUGUAAUUGAAAUUAACAAGAAUAUCACAAAGGUAAAGUUGAUUAUUGCUUUGUAAGUUUGAUGCAUGUACCUCCUAAAGGAGCUCUUUUUUAUACGCAAAAGCUCUUACACACUGUAUUUCUUGCUGUUGAGUGGUGUUAAACCUUAUUUCCAGUGAGAGCUUCUUUUAAAGGUUUAAGGUCACCUUCAGCUGUAAAAGCAAAUUAAUGGUGCUUUAAUGUGAAUUUUUUUCUUUUAGCUGGUGAAAUCUAAGGCUAGCACUCAAGGGAGGCAUCUACAGACCCACUCAAGUACAGUAGUACUAUCACUUCAGGUAUGUACAGUCAGAAUCCUCCAGCUAUUUAGCCAGAUAACACUCUAAAAUGUAUGAUGGGUGUCUAGGUAUAUUCAGGGCCCUCUAGGUUCCUGUACCCUGCUAGUUCUUGUGGGAGAAAGAAUGUGUACCAACCCCUAGGCUGUAGAUUCUUACUUAGAAAACCAAAGUGUACAAUCCUUAAAAAAUUCACUGAAAGCUACAUUUGAAAUGCCAACCUUCCUUUAACCCUUUAAUCCUUUCACUCCCAAGAUCUAAUGAGGAAUUCUCCUUACUAUCUGCCAUACAAUUCUUAUGAUGUUAGUUCAGAGAAUUUGGUAUUGGAUCAACUAAUAAUCCCAUGAUUGAUAUUCUUCUAUAUUCUCAUCACCUGCCUGCUUGAUAUUGUAUUGAUAUUGUAAGGAGAAAUUCUGUCUUGGUCACUUGUGGGAGUGAAAGGGUUAACUCCCAGAAGUGGUCAACACAAAACUUCUCCCUUACAUUAUCCAGCAAACAGCUAACGAGAAUAUUCAAACUUAUCAGGUAAAAGUUGUCAUCUUGAUCUAGCACCAAAUUCUCAUAAUUAAUUUUAAAAAUAUGUGUAGCAGCUAGAGGGGAGAAUUACCAAUCAGAUCUUUGGAGUUAAAGGGUUAGCUCAUUAACUCCCAUGUGUGACCAAAACAGAAUUUCUCCUUAAUAUACCAAAACAAAAUCAAGCAGAUAAGUGAUGACAAUAAAAUUUAUGCAUCAACUAGGGGAUUAUUAGUUGAUCCAAAACUAAAAAAACUGUAACAUAAAUUGUAUGUAUGAUAGCAUUUGUGCUUGCUUUGGUCAUGAAAACUAGGCCAGAAGCUCUGUCAGUCAUUUGGCAUCUAAAAUUUCAGAUUUGCAGUGUAGAAACAUGUUUAAUAAUAGAAUCUGUAACUUUGUCCAAUACUUACAGUAAUAACACUUUUUUUGGUGAGAUAUGGGGAAAUUGUUUGACAAUGUACCAUUAAUCAAUCUUAUGUAACCAAAAAAAGUUUAUCAUCAUUGCAGUCAAAACUAGCAAGAAUGUCAAAGGACUUCAAAGGUGUCCUGGAAGUAAGAACCGAGGUAAAUAUCAUGAAUUUCUUUUUGUUUAAUGCUACAAGUUACAAUGUACCAUACUGAGGUCUCUCUUUAAAGCCUCUCAAAGACUUGUUUUUCUCCAGUUAUACCAAGUUUUUAAUCUGAAUUAAGCUUGGAUGCUCUUCUUGGUGGGAAGGUUCAAUUUAAGUCAGUUUUAGCCUAAUAGAACCAGUUUAGGUUUACACAAAUUAUUAUAUGGACAUUGAUGAACCACCAAAAUUUUCAUAAUAUCCUCACUUGCAUAGUGAAUGUACCUUUUGAAUAUUCACAUGUGUAGAUUGAUGACCCAGUGGCAUGUUAUUGGGACAGGUUUAUUCACAUUAUGGUUGUUUUUGUUUUAAGAUUUAAUCUUGAAAACAAAAACAUUGCAAACCGUGAUUUCUGAGAGGAAGACUUUUUUUGCAAUGUGAACUAGUUUUACACGUAUAUUUUGUAUUCGAAUUUAAGGAUACAUGUACAUGUACAAGUGAAGAUGGAGGUGGCUCUGCAUUUGGUACAUGUGCAUUAGCUCUGCGUUCUCUUUGUAACUGUUGCUGCCACACGUAGCUACAAGAUUUUAUUGGCGGUUUCAUUCAAUGCAAGGAUGAAAAUAAUCUAGCUUAAAUUUGGUUUUUCUUAUCACCUGCUUGAUGGAUAACAAGUGGACAAUGUGAGGAAAAGGUACAUUUACUAUUCCACUAUUUGUGGGGGUGGAAAGAUUUAUAAGCACAUAGUUACGGUACAUGUACAAUCCACAUCGAUUCCUGGCUUAUUAUUGUUUCCUUUUAUUCAUGUAGAAUCUGAAACAGCAGAAAGAGAGAAGAGAGCAGUUCUCCCAAGGUGCUGCAGUGGACAGCCUACCUCCAUCUUCAUUAUCAGGCUCUGUACUGCAGAGAUCUAAUGUAGCUAGGGGCUUGGGACAAGGUGGUGACUCAGCAGUGGCCAUAGAUAUGGAUCACAUGGAUUCCGCGCCCCUAGUGUCUAAUGAUAUGAGCCAAAUGCAGCUGGUUGAACAACAGGUUAGAAACGAUGACCAUAAUAUUGGAUAAUGGUGAAGGAAACAGCAGCACCCUGGAAAACCUGUUGGCCGACAUUCGAGCAACUGAAGGCUGCCUGUCGGCUGACAGGUUUUUUUCAAGGAGGUGUUCUUCACAAUUAGCCAGUUUUGUAUGAUUUAUUCAAUUAAGAGGAGGGGCCAUAAAAUGCGCUGAAUACCCCUCAAAAGGAGGUCAGAGUUUCACGGUUGUUGAAUAGAUUUUGACCCUUUUCUCUCUCACAGUAUAGGCUGAGUAUGAUUCUCUUAUAACAUGCUCUUUUUUGAACCAACUCCUAAAGUUUCACCAUUGCGAUAAAAUAUUCAAAGAUUUGAUCUUUAAGGAGAACGAAACGAGUAAAAAGAAAAAAAGAUGAAUUUGACGAAAAUAUUCCGAAGUCGUCACAUCUGUGAAACUCGCCCAAACCUUUAAAUGCCGUGCGUUUGACGAAUAUGGUGAUUUGGGCUUAGCGUUUUUGUUUAUUAAUGUGGCAUUCGUCAACAUAGUGGACCUACUAUAGCUUAGGCCAAAACCAAUAGCAAAAUUGUUCGCCUAACAGCUUUCGCCAAGACUUAAAGUGCAAGCGAGCAAGUGGUUUCGCCAAAAGCUUUGGCGAAAGUGAGCAAAGAGUUCGCCAACACCCGUUGUGAAAAUGUGUAAAAUCUUUCGCCAAAACGCUUGGGCAACUAAAACAUUCGCCAAAACCACUGGUGAAAGAGUAUGUAAGCUUUCUGUAGGCCCCAUGCAUGGUAAACGCGUGCGCUUUCGCCAAAACUUAAGAAGGAAGCGUCCACAAAGUGUUUCGCCAAAAACCAUGGCGAAAGCGAACGUAACCUUUGCUCCAACUGAAUUCGGAACUCUUAUCAAACUCGCCAUUUUCAUUAUUGCAUGCAUUUUUACCGGUGUCCCUUCGACGACAACUAGAUCCAAAUUCGAUCCAAUCAAUUCACGAAUACAUAGCUGACAGAGUUACAACAUAUUUAAUUGCCAUAACAGGAUGCAGAACCGUAAAACUAGAAAGCAAUACAUGGCAAAAAUUCGAUGAGAAAACAAACCGUUUGCUAGUCGGCUUGUUGCGACAAAACAUACAAAAGAACGUUUUAUGAAGCAUGAUAAAAACGGAACGAAACUGAGCUACGAAUUACCUUUGUCGAGCAACGAGGGUAAUGGACUGCUCCUAUCUUAAGGAAUAUAAGAAAAGAUACUCCAUUUUAGUUAAAAACUAACCAGACAACUUUGACUGCUCUAAAUCUGACAUUUGUACUACGCUUUUCUCGCACACGUGUCUUUCGGUAAAUGCUCCCUACGUCACUUGGGAAAUUACCUAAGUGUCUGGUGUGGCUUAGGGUUAGCUACAUGCAUAAUUGGGCUUGAAUCGUACUGGUAGGUGAUAAAACGUCUUUUCGUAAUCUGAAGAUGUGCUGUUUUCUCUUCAUUUCUUUUGCUUAGCGUUAAAAAUGCAUCGCCGACGUUGUCACUCAUUCGCAAUACAGUCAAUCCCAAAAUUUAACAUAUACAUUGCUUGGAUCUAAAAAUAUCACGAAAAGUUUUCGUGGUAUUUUUAGAUCCAAGCACCAUACAUGUAUUAGUGUCAUAUCUGGGUUAUUGACUUUUCAACUGUCUCGGCGAUCGAACCCUGUCAACUGUGUACUGACUACAUAUAUUGUGACUGGUUUAGUGUAGAGAAUUAUUUGGCUCAGUGUAAUCCUUUUUUUUUUUUCCUUCUCUUAAUUGUCUAACAGGACGAGUACAUACAAAGCCGGGCGAAUGCAAUGGAGAACAUUGAAUCAACGAUUGUUGAACUUGGAAGCAUAUUUCAAGAGCUCGCUCACAUGGUAAAAGAACAGGAGGAACAGAUUGAAAGGUUCGGAAGUUAUUGAUAUAUUUAUUAAAACAUCUGAAAAUUUGGUUCUUGACGAAAUCAUGAAAGUAAGCGAUCUUUCGAUUUGAGAUAAGGAAGUUCUUUCUGUCUUGGCAUGCUCAUAAUGAUGUGUAUGAGUUUCGGCUGAAGCAGGUCCUCGUCGAGACAUGCGAGCCUCAUCUCUCGAGGCUUUUUUCUCUCGAGAUCUCAAGCAAAGGUUGUUUGUAAACGAAGUCGUUGUCGCAAACAGGAUUCUUUUCCUUUUAAAUGUUGUGACUUAUUUUUAUUUUAAACCUGACUGAAACUGCACAGAGGGAAGAGCAUGCAUGUAUUUUCCGGUGUAUGGCGAGAUGUUGGUUGAGCAUGUUGAAAACUCCUUCCUUGUUCAAACUAUGAAAACUCCUUUCGUGUUCAAACUGUCUGAUUGUCCACCUGGUUGCCGUGUGAACUUUAAUAUAUUUCCUUCCAUGUAUUAAUCGAUCGCUUUUUAAAGACCCUUUUUCAGUGUCGAUCGUUAUCCGUUAUUGCUUUUAGAGAAGGGAGUUCUGUCUUGGCUGCCUAAAAUGAUUAGAAAUGUACUUACGAGUCUCGGCUGAAACAGCUCCUCACAUACGAGGGCACGUUUCUCGAAUUUUGUUUUGUGUGGAAAAUUGCAACAUAGGUUGAUCCGAAUUUUGUUUUGUGUGAAAAAGUCCAACAUAGGUUGAUCCGAAUUUUGUUUUGUGAGGAAAAUUGCAACAUAGGUUGAUUCGAAUUUUGUUUUGUGUAGAAAAAGUCCAACAUAGGUUGAUCCGAAUUUUGUUUUGUGUGGAAAAUUGCAACAUAGGUUAAUCCGAAUUUUGUUUUGUGUGGAAAAUUACAACAUAGGUUAAUCUAAAUUUUGUUCUGUAUGGAGAAUUGCAAUAUAGCUUGAUCCGAAUUUUUUUCUUUUUUUAUAAAAAAAUCCAACAGAGGUUGAUCCGCAUUUUGUUUUGUGUGGAAAAUUGCAAUAUAGGUUGAUCCGAAUUUUGUUUUGUCAAGACAAUUGCAAUAUAGCUUGAUCCAAAUUUUUUUUUGUAGAAAAAAGUCCAACAGAGGUUGAUCCGAAUUUUAUGUUGUGUGGAAAAUUGCAACAUAGGUUGGAAUUUUGUUUUGUGUGGAAAAUUCCAACACAGGUUGAUCCGAAUUUUGUUUUGUGAGGAAAAUUGCAACAUAGGUUGAUUCGAAUUUUGUUUUGUGUAGAAAAAGUCCAACAUAGGUUGAUCCGAAUUUUGUUUUGUGUGGAAAAUUGCAACAUAGGUUAAUCCGAAUUUUGUUUUGUGUGGAAAAUUACAACAUAGGUUGAUCUAAAUUUUGUUCUGUAUGGAGAAUUGCAAUAUAGCUUGAUCCGAAUUUUUUUCUUUUUUUAUAAAAAAAUCCAACAGAGGUUGAUCCGCAUUUUGUUUUGUGUGGAAAAUUGCAAUAUAGGUCGAUCCGAAUUUUGUUUUGUCAAGACAAUUGCAAUAUAGCUUGAUCCAAAUUUUUUUUUGUAGAAAAAAGUCCAACAGAGGUUGAUCCGAAUUUUAUUUUGUGUGGAAAAUUGCAACAUAGGUUGGAAUUUUGUUUUGUGUGGAAAAUUCCAACACAGGUUGAUCCGAAUUUUGUUUUGUGUGGAAAAUUGCAACACAGGUUAAUCCGAAUUUUGUUUUGUGUUGAAAAUUGCAACAAAGGUUGAUCCGAAUUUUGUUCUGUCAGAACAAUUGCAAUAUAGCUUGAUUUGAAUUUUUUUUUGGUUGUUCCAACACAGGUUGAUCCGAAUUUUGUUUUGUGUGGAAAAUUGCAACAUAGGUUAAUCCGAAUUUUGUUUUGUGUGGAAAAUUGCAACAUAGGUUGGUCCGAAUUUUGUUUUGUCAGAACAAUUGCAAUAUAGCUUGAUUCGAAUUUUGUUUGUCUGGAAAAUGCCAACAGAAGUUGAUCCGAAUUUUGCUUUGUGUGGAAAAUUGCAACAUAGGUUAAUCCGAAUUUUGUUUUGUCUGGAAAAUUGCAACAUAGGUUGAUCCGAAUUUUGUUUGUCUGGAAAAUGCCAACAGAAGUUGAUCCGAAUUUUGCUUUGUGUGGAAAAUUGCAACAUAGGUUGAUCCGAAUUUUGUUCUGUCAGGACAAUUGCAACAUAGGUUGAUCCGAAGUUUGUUUUGUGUAGAAAAUUGCAACAUAGGUUGAUCCGAAUUUUGUUCUGUCAGGACAAUUGCAACAUAGGUUGAUCCGAAUUUUGUUUUGUGUGGAAAAUUGCAACAUAGAUUGAUCCGAAUUUUGUUUGGUCAGAACAAUUCCAACAUAGGUUGAUCCGUUAUUGUUUCGUUUUUGGUUUACUUUGCUGUGUUAUUGGUCGAGGAAACUUGUGCUACCCUAUCAAUCAAUCUGAUACAAAGCUAAAACUAAAAUUCAAGCAAAGGUUGUUUGUAAACGAAGUUGUUGUCGCAAACAGGAUUCUUUUCCUUUCAAAUGUAUGGGACACUUUUAUUUUAAACCUUACUGAAAUUGUACAGAGGUAGGAGCAUGCUUGUAUUUUCAGGUGUAUGGAAAGAUGUUUGAUGAGCAUGCUGAAAACUCCAUACGUGCAUUAAUGAGAAGUCGUAUCUCACUUUGAAAGUCAGUCUACUUGUCAAUGCGUAGUUACUGUAAUUCUGAUGAUCCAUUAUCUUCUUUCAGGAUUGAUGCCAAUGUUGAAGAAACAGAACUAAAUGUUGAGGCCGCACAUGGCGAACUGUUGAAGUAUUUUCAGUCAGUGACCUCAAAUAGGUGGUUAAUUAUAAAAAUAUUCUGCGUUCUCAUCAUCUUCUUCGUCGUUUUCGUUGUCUUCAUGGCUUGAAUAUUUCUCGAACUUGAACUCUCCAAUUCACCCAUUUCUUUAUAUUAUUUUACGGAGAUGAGUUUUCUUCUCGGAAAUACAUUUUACUUAUUGGUUAAAGUUGGUUUAUUUGAUGUCCACAAAUGGAAAUUCCAAUAUGAAGGGCGGAGCUGACACUGGCGUGUGCCUAGCAGGAAAUCUUUGGUUUACCAUGGCAACUGUAACCUGCAUGCCUAACUAGCCAAAGUGGAUUGCAACUAUAAAACCUUGUCAAAGGAGCUGUCAAAAAUCGAUCGAGAAAUUCGUCGUGGGUCAAAGGCUUGCAGUUAUCACCCUUCUGCUACUGACAAUAUUAUACUACUACGGCACAGAUCUGGAGGAAAUGGUCAAAUAUGUAUGGCAGAAGAUCUAAAUGCGUAUAACGUAAUUUUAAAGAUGGUGUGGGAAAAGUGUAGUUAAAAAUCUUAGCCAAGUUAGUUGUAAUACCGUUCAGUUGUUGUUACUGUCCUUGCCAGCAGAAUGCGUUUCAGCAGCCAAUUUCCCCCGAGGUUCGCUUUCGAACUGUGUUUUAAGUGAUUUUUUAAUUGUACACGAUUUCGAAAUCUCAAAUAUCAGAAACAUCCUUCAGAGGAAACCACUAGAAAGUGGCACAUGUUCGAGAAAACUUAGUGGUAACAAAGUUUCAAGCGAAUUUUCAGCAAUUGACGUUCUCAUGCACAAGUGUUAUCUUGGAAAUUUGUUCCAUAAUCGAUAAUCGCUUUCUCUGGCAAGAGUGGUUGCUCCCUUUCUAUUGUUGUAUACUUAGAAUAUUAUCACAAAACUUUCCAGGAGAGGAGAGGAAGAAGGAGAAGAGGAACUAAAGAGAGAAAAAAACAGAAAAGAUUAACUAGAAAAAUUCCUCUUGAGUCUCUAUUCUUGAUUGAUCUUUUUCUUAGUUUUCUUUGUGGGAUAUAUGUAAACUAUUAAACAAUCUCUGGUAACCCUUUUACUUCCAAGAUGCGAUUACUAAUUAACUGUUGUGACUGCCAUUUGUUUCCAUUACAUCAAGAUAAUAUCACUCUUUAGUUGGUAUACAUCUUUUAUUUGUUUAUUCUGAUUGCCUGUGCUAGAUAGUGUUUGAAAAUUUCGAGCAGAAUUUACACAUCAAUCACUUCUGGAGGUUAAAGGUUAGCUUUGGAGGUCCUUUCCUUUUAAUGUUUACGUGAAAGCAUGUAUUGCGUAGAAGUAUUGUUUGGUUCCUCUGCGAUAGUUAGACAGCGUCGCGUUGCAAUAUUCUAAAAAUUGGUUUUUACUUACGACGGAGUCGGGGUCGUAAUCAGGAGUGCUGCGUGAAACGAUCAAGUGAAAAUCAAACUCACGGAAUCGAAUGCUGCUUUCGAUGCUAUGAAAAUUGAAGAGUCGGAUUGGCAAGCGGAAGAUUGUACGGGAAGGGCCUGAGAACUGGCGUUGCGAUUGGCUAGUUCUUCCGCUUCUGCUUGCGACUCCGAUAAUCCAGAUUUCACCAGAUCAAAAAUGUCGGAGUCACAAGCGGAAUCGGAUGAAAAUCAGACCGUUCUGAUUCUUCUGACUUCGAUUCAGUCGAGCUUAUGACUCUGCUUACGACUCCUAUUUUCAGUUUUCACCACGUCGGAAUCGCUCUUACGAAUCUGACUUGACUCCGUCGCUAGUGAAAAUCAGUCUCAACGAAUAAAAGAGGGUUUACACCUGCAGUGAUGAUGUAAAGCUGGAUUUGUUAUUUGACUAUCGGAAGAAUACACAAACGCUGUUCAACACUGCUUCCGACCACGUAUGACAUGAAUUUGUUGCCAUUAAUUUUAAGAGGUGAAAUCAAGAAGGGGAAUAGAUGUCUAACUUGUUCAUGAGCCAGUCGAACUUAAGCAACCGAUAAAGGACUGAAAAGGAGGAAACAAGAGAAUUUAAUGAUUAUAAGUUUCGGACUAUUCUACCAUAUAAGCUUUACGUACUGUCUAAUCUUACUGAAAAUAAGAAAUUAUUUAGUAAAGUAGUCUAAUGGACAAUUUAUAAUCAUUAUGAGAAUAGUUUAAAUCUUAUCAUUCGACUAUGACAUACAGAGCAUCGAAAAAGAUGUAAGCGAUAGAGAAAGAAAUAUUCAUAUGUUGGUUUGUAUGUGAAAAAAAAGAUGUUCAGGAGUGGAGGGAGAAGAUUUUCAAAGUGAUAUUCAAAAAGAUAUUCAAGCGUGUGGGAAGUAUUUAGCCAAAGGCGUGGCACCAACUUUAUAUUUUUUCUCGCUGUAGAAUAAACCAGAACUGUAAUUUAGAUUUCAUUAGAACUAGAAUGAAUGGUGUCAUCUGCCCUUUGAGUGGAUUUCUUCAAAUAAACACGAAGAAGUGUCAAAGCCUGCAUGGUGAGGACCCUUUCUAAAAGUGAUGUUAUCACAGUAGCAUCUCCAACAAAAUGGAGGAGCCUAAAUUCUCUCUUAAGUCCAACUGAAGCUCGUUGAAAAUCAUACAAUUCAGCUUGAUAGGUG
Pocillopora meandrina is the source of this 16234-nucleotide messenger RNA. NCBI's taxonomy places the organism in Eukaryota, Metazoa, Cnidaria, Anthozoa, Scleractinia, Pocilloporidae. The record is from the annotation of a GenBank genome assembly.